AUGAAGUCCCUCGCCACCCUGUCCGCCCUCGUGGCCGCCGCCUCCGCCGCCUCUAUCGCGGUCGAGAGCCCCGAGCCCGUGAGCUACGACGGCACAAAGGUCUUCCGCGUGUCGGUCGGAGACGAAGUCGACCGGGUCAACGACGUCGUCGACAAGCUCCAGCUGAGCACCUGGAAGGGCGCCCCGAGGGCCGGUGCCUUCGCCGACAUCGUCGUCCCCGCCGCCGACGUGGGCGCCUUCGAGGCCUCCGUCGCCGGCAUGAACGUCACCACCAUGCACGAGGACCUUGGCGCCUCCAUCGCCGAAGAGUCGACGUUCUCCAUCUAUGCCGUCGGCUCUGCCAACGCCACCUGGUUCAACUCGUACCACGCCUACGCCGACCACCUCAAGUUCCUCAACGACCUCGUCGCGUCCUACCCCAACAACGCCGCCAUCGUCACCUCGGGCAAGUCGCUGCAGGGCAACGCCAUCACCGGCAUCCACAUCUACGGCACCUCCAAGGGAACCAAGCCCGCCGUCGUCUUACACAGCACCGUCCACGCCCGCGAGUGGAUUAGCACCAUGGCCAACGAGUACAUCGCCUGGAACCUCCUGAGCAAGUACUCCUCCAACACGGAGAUCAAGGGCUUCGUCGACAAGUACGACUUUUACAUCUUCCCCGUCGUCAACCCCGACGGCUUCAUCUACACCCAGACCACCAACCGCCUGUGGCGCAAAAACCGUCAGACCACCUCCGGCAGCAGCUGCAUCGGCCACGACAUCAACCGCAACUGGCCCUUCCAGUGGUCCGUCACCGGCGGCGCCUCCACGAACCCGUGCGCCGAGGACUUCAAGGGCGUCACCCAGGGCGACGCCCCCGAGACCGCCGCCCUCUCGGCCUGGCUGUCCAGCACGAAGAAGGCCCAGGGCCUCAAGCUGUUCAUAGACUUCCACUCGUACUCGCAGCUCUUCAUGACCCCCUACGGCUACUCGUGCUCCGCCGUCACCGCCAACAACGCCGAGCUGCAGACGCUCGCGAGGGGCGCCGUCGCCGCCAUCAAGGCCGUCCACGGCACCUCGUACCAGUACGGCCCCAUCUGCUCCACCAUCUACAAGGCCACCGGCAGCAGCGUCGACUACGUCCAGGACGUCGUCAAGGCCGACUACGUCUUCACCCAGGAGCUCCGCGACACCGGCAACUACGGCUUCGUCCUGCCCGCCAACCAGAUCGUCCCCACGAGCGAGGAGACCUACGCCGGCGUUCGCCACCUGCUCUUGAACAUGAAGUAG
Messenger RNA from Colletotrichum graminicola M1.001, 1269 nucleotides. RefSeq names its product zinc carboxypeptidase. Gene Ontology annotation, molecular function: zinc ion binding; metallocarboxypeptidase activity. NCBI's taxonomy places the organism in Eukaryota, Fungi, Ascomycota, Sordariomycetes, Glomerellales, Glomerellaceae. The record is from RefSeq and is a predicted model, not a curated record. The transcript has 3 exons. The coding region runs from base 1 to 1269 and encodes 422 amino acids. Gene Ontology annotation, biological process: proteolysis.